GAUUUUGGAAUUAGACGCGAAGCUGUGAAAUCUAGAAGAAGAAGAAGAAGAAGAAGAAGAAGAAGAAGAAGAAGAAGAAGAAGAAGAAGAAGAAGAAGAAGAAGAAGAAGAAGCAAUGUCAGCCAUGGGAGCAGGACCAGAUCACCUCUUCAACCUCAGAAACAAUUUCUAUUUGGGAGCUUAUCAAACGGCGAUCAACAACAGCGAGAUCGCCAACCUCUCGCCGGAAAACGCCGUGGAACGUGACUGUCUCGUCUUCCGAUCUUACAUCGCCCUCGGUAGCUAUCAGGUUACUUCUCUAAUCAUAUCGAUAAUGUCUUCUUCUUUAGAUUCGAUUACGUUUUGUUUUGAUCUGUUCUUCCAAAUUUUGGUGUGUAUAAGCUUGUUAUCAGUGAGAUCGAUGAAUCAGCCGCUACUCCACUACAAGCAGUCAAACUCCUCGCUAUGUAUCUAUCGACUCCUCAAAAUAAGGAAUCAACAAUUUCAAGCUUGAAGGAAUGGUUAGCAGAUUCAACAAUAGGAAACAAUGAUACAUUACGAUUGAUUGCUGGUAUUAUUUUCAUGCAUGAAGAAGAUUAUAAUGAAACUUUGAAGCAUACUCAUGCUGGAGGAACUAUGGAUUUGUAUGCCUUGAAUGUUCAGAUAUUCAUUAAGAUGCAUAGAGCAGAGUAUGCUGAGAAGCAGCUUAGAGUGAUGCAACAGAUUGAUGAAGACCACACUCUCACUCAACUUGCUAGCGCUUGGUUGAACCUGGCAGUGGGCGGUUCGAAGAUACAGGAAGCUUAUCUCAUUUUCGAGGAUUUUUCUGAGAAGUACCCAAUGACAUGCUUGAUCUUGAAUGGCAAAGCUGUUUGCUGUAUGCAAAUGGGUAACUUCGAUGAAGCUGAAACACUACUUCUUGAAGCACUCAACAAGGAUGCUAAAGAUCCAGAAACUCUUGCAAAUCUUGUUGUGUGCAGUCUUCAUGUCGGGAAGUCUUCUUCACGCCACCUAAGCCAGCUAAAACUUUCACACCCGGAACACAUACUUGUGAAGCGUGUAUCAUCAGCUGAAGAUAACUUCGAGAGAGCAGUUCAAUUGGUCGCCUAAAGACUCUUCCAUGGUUCAAGCUAAAAGACGUGCAGGAUUUGUUUGCUUUACCGCAUAUUUUCACCGGGUUGGUAAAUCUACCAGAACAACCAUACUGUCUUGUCUUUUCGAAACCAGUAUAUGAACCAGCUUUUGCCAUUAGAUAUGUUAAGUUACAUUUCAUUACUUGAAAAUAUCAAAUUCCACCUCUCGCACUCUCAA
Molecule: messenger RNA, 1290 nt
Organism: Arabidopsis thaliana (thale cress)
Lineage: Eukaryota; Viridiplantae; Streptophyta; Magnoliopsida; Brassicales; Brassicaceae
Product: Coatomer epsilon subunit
Exons: 6
Coding region: 445-1089 (214 amino acids)
Biological process (GO): retrograde vesicle-mediated transport, Golgi to endoplasmic reticulum
Cellular component (GO): cytoplasm; Golgi membrane; COPI-coated vesicle membrane
Molecular function (GO): structural molecule activity
Source: RefSeq, marked reviewed